AUGUCUUCACUUGCAUACAGAACAUUAAGAAGCGGAUUGGGCUUAAAGGGUUCCGUCAGAACUUUGUCCUCUACCAGCAGCUCGUUAUCCAACUACCAACACCCAGAUUUCAGUAGCUACUUGAACAACAGAACUACCGAGAAGACCAGAAACAUUUCCUACUUCAUGGUUGGUUCAUUGGGUUUACUUUCUGCAGCUGGUGCCAAGUCCACCGUUGAAUCUUUCUUAUCCUCGAUGUCUGCCUCCGCUGAUGUCUUGGCUAUGGCCAAGGUUGAAGUCAAGUUGGGUGCUAUCCCAGAAGGUAAGAACGUUCUUGUCAAAUGGCAAGGUAAGCCAGUUUUCAUCAGACACAGAACUCCUGAUGAAAUCGAUGAAGCCAACGAUGUUGAUAUUUCCACCUUAAGAGACCCACAGAACGAUGCUGACCGUGUACUCAAGCCAGAAUGGUUGGUCAUGGUUGGUAUCUGUACCCAUUUGGGUUGUGUGCCAAUUGGUGAAGCCGGUGAUUUCGGUGGUUGGUUCUGUCCUUGUCACGGUUCCCAUUACGAUAUCUCUGGUAGAAUCAGAAGAGGUCCAGCUCCAUUAAACUUGGAAAUUCCAGCUUACGACUUCACCGAUGAUGAAACCUUAUUGGUUGGUUAA
Messenger RNA from Dujonia railenensis, 642 nucleotides. NCBI's taxonomy places the organism in Eukaryota, Fungi, Ascomycota, Pichiomycetes, Serinales, Debaryomycetaceae. The record is from the annotation of a GenBank genome assembly.